Molecule: messenger RNA, 2406 nt
Organism: Nilaparvata lugens (brown planthopper)
Lineage: Eukaryota; Metazoa; Arthropoda; Insecta; Hemiptera; Delphacidae
Product: cytosol aminopeptidase
Exons: 2
Coding region: 267-1946 (559 amino acids)
Biological process (GO): proteolysis
Cellular component (GO): cytoplasm
Molecular function (GO): metalloaminopeptidase activity; manganese ion binding
Source: RefSeq, a predicted model, not a curated record
AAUAAAUAUAAUAAAUUGCCAUGGAAAUCAUUAAACAAGAAAAAUAUUAGGGUUAAAUACUAAAAAUGUCAAAGACUAUGUUCAAAUGAUAACAGUAAGUUAGUUUUCAUAUUUUCCAAGUUUUUAAUAGUUCAAAGUGCUUUUUAAUAUAUCUGAAUUAAUUCAUUAUUAUCAAAAUUGGAUAAAUACGAGGUAAUCUGAUAGAAAAUAUUAAAAUUCAAUUUAAUUUUUCAAAUAAAAAUUACUGAUUGAAAAUCUAUUGCAUAAUGAGUCAAAUCAGCUCUCUGGCAUUGAAGGAGCUUUUCUCAAAAAUUAGCUCAGUGAAUGUGUUUUCAAAAGCGAUUUACAAUAGGUCAUUUGCCUCUGUAACAUGCGGAACUGAAACCAAAGGUCUAGUACUUGGUGCUUAUGAAUUAGAUACAGGAAAUCCUUCUCAAAGAUCGUUUGCAUUCACACCAACUGCGCACACCUAUGACAAAAUAAUCAGCGGUAAGCUUUACUUUGAGCUCAAAAAAUCAGGACCUCCUAUCAGAAGACAUGAAGUGAGAAUUCUGUAUGGGCUCGAAGACACUUUCCCAAGUAUUGCUGUUGUGGGUCUGGGAAUUCAAGGCUUGGGCUACAACGAGGAAGAAGUAAUGGAUGAAGAGAAAGAACAGAUAAGAGAGGCGGCAGCCAUAGGAGCCACAGCACUGAGAGACAUUAGUCAAGUGGAGAAGAUUUUUAUUGAGAGCUUUGGUAAUGCUGAGUCAGCAGCUGAAGGCAUUGUUUUAGGAUUAUGGUCCUACCUGGACAAUAAGAAUACAAAAAAUGAAGAGUCUGUGCAGAUGCCUCAACUGGAACUCUUUGAUAGUUGUGACUUCACUGGAUGGAGAAUAGGACUACAGAAAGGCAAUGCUCAAAACUUGGCCAGGAAGCUUUGUGAAAUGCCGGCUAAUUACUUGACUCCAAGAAAGUUUGCUGAACAAGCAGUAAAAAUUUUGGGUAAUUCUGAUAUUAACUUGGAAGUGAAAACAAAACAUUGGCUGCAAAUGAAAGGCAUGGAUGCUCUACUGGCAGUUGCCAAGGGCUCCUGUGAAGAGCCACUACUGCUGGAGGCGACAUACUAUGGCUGUGAGCCCCAUGUUUGUCCAGUUGUUCUUAUUGGAAAAGGUGUCACUUUUGAUGCUGGUGGACAUUGUCUAAAAACGCCUGAAAAUAUGGCUCACAUGAGAGGGGAUAUGGCAGGAGCCGCUUGUGUCAUAGCAACACUCAAAGCAGUAGAAGCUCUAAGACUGCCAAUAAACAUUCGUGCUCUGAUACCCAUGUGUGAGAAUAUGUUGGGCCCCAGAGGAAUGAAACCUGGUGACAUAGUAAAAGCAAUGAAUGGGAAGACCAUCCAUGUUGAUAGCACAGACAGUGAUGGUAGACUGGUGAUAGUUGAUGCACUCUCCUAUGCUGCAACAUUCAAUCCAAAAGUGAUUGUGGAUGUGGGUGGAUUCAGUAGAGGAACCAAAAAUGCACUGGGCUCAGCGGCAGCAUCCAUAUUUACCAACAACGAUGCAUUAUGGGAGCAAAUGAAAAUAGCCGGCAUCCACUCAGGAGACAGAGUAUGGCGUCUUCCUUUGUGGACGCACUUCACCAAAACGGUGAGGCAUUGUCUGCCAGCUGACGUGUGUGAAACUGCUCUAAAUCUGGGAAAUUCAUGUCGAUCUGCUGCAUUCCUCCAGGAGUUUGUUUGUAGAGGUGACUGGCUACACAUGGAUAUCUAUGGCAUCACACAUCAAGAAGAAGACAUGGUUAAGUAUUUGAAGCCAGGAAUGACUGGAAGACCCACUCGCACCUUGAUUGAGUUUUUAGCACAGUUUGCAUUCAAGCCUGAAGAAGAAAAUAAUCAAAGAAAUCAAAAGAAAAAUGCAGACUAUAAAGAAGUAACCUGUAAGGAUGAAUCAGGAAACGCAUGCAGAUGAUCUAAUCAACAAAUAAAAAAUCUUUUUUGGAUUCUAUGUACCAUUAAAAGGUAAAUUAUCCAGUUCAAAACUUAGAGAGAACAAAGAGCCCAUGUGAAAUAAGAAGAGUAAUAUGAUUUGAAAGUGUAUUGAAACUUUUCUUGGAGGUCAACAAUGAAUUUUAAUUCCUGCAACCUCUUAAAAAUUGAAACUCCUAAGGAUUUUAUUCAUGAAUAUUGUUACAAUCUUAAAAAUAUAUAUAUAAAUGGACUAGAUUUUUCUAAGUUUUUGGAGCUACGGGGUUUUAUAAUUACCAUGAAAAUAAAUUUUGAGCUAUAGUUGAGAUUGGAAUUAUUAUAAAUUAUACUCUCAACAAACUAUAAAUAUACCAGUAUUUCAAAAUUGAUGUAGGCCUGUUAUGUCAAGAUAAAUUUGUUAAGCCAAGAUUGUGUGGAUGUUUAUUAAAAGAGUGUCAAUAUUG